AUGUCUACUAUCCCUGUCAUUGAUAUUGAACCAUUAUUUGAAUGCAAAGGUUCAUCUAAAGUUGCUGUUGCAAAAUCAAUUCGAGCAGUGUGCGAAAAAUAUGGUUUUUUCCAAAUCGUUAAUCACGGUAUUUCUCAUUCAAUUAUUGAUAAAAUGACCGAUGAAGCCCUUCGUUUUUUUCGUUUGCCACUCGAUGAAAAAUUAAAAUUUGCAGUUCGAAAAUGGAAUUCGGCGAACGCAAAUGAAUAUCGAGGCUAUUUUCCAUCAUCAAUCAAUGGUAAAGAAAGUUUCGAUGUAGGAAGUCCAUAUUUGGCAAAAAGUCAUCCAUUAGUCGUGUCCAGAGAUCCACUACAUGAACUAAACAAAUGGCCCACAGAACAAUUAGGAGAAGAGUGGAAAACAACAAUUCAGUUAUAUUGGGAUGAAAUGUGGCGUUUAUCAAUGUUGAUUAUGCGCGCACUCGCUCUAUCAUUUGACUUGGAUGAAUUCUAUUUUGAUCAUUUACUUGAUGAUCGAUCUACAGGUGGAGCUGGCACAGAAUCAACCUUUCGUCUCAAUUUUCAUCCACAACGUGACGAUUCUACGUCUGUCUCCAUUGAUGAUGAUGGUCAAAAGUUAAGUUGUGAGACACAUAUUAAUGGUUGUAUUUUGACCAUUCUCUACCAACACAAAGUAGGCGGAUUACAAGUAGAAACUGAGCCAAAUACAUGGACCAGUGUCGACGUGAUGCCCUGUGCAUUUGUAGUUAAUACAGGAAAAUGGCUUGAACGAUGGACGAACAGUGUAUUGAAAGCGGUUAAUCAUCGUGUCAUAUUAUUAAAGGAAGAACAACUGUUGGCUCCAUUCUUUUUGCAAGCCUGUCAUUCUACUCCAAUUUCCAGUCUACAAACAAUAGUCGAUAAACAAAAUUCACAAAAAGAUGAUUCAAUUAAUUCUGAAUCAUGCAUUACUGAAAGUAAUGAGGAAUUUAACGAAUAUAGACGAGAACCGCAUAUUGAACAAGACGACGAGUAA
This is a messenger RNA of Didymodactylos carnosus, 1014 nucleotides long. The record is from the annotation of a GenBank genome assembly. NCBI's taxonomy places the organism in Eukaryota, Metazoa, Rotifera, Eurotatoria, Philodinida, Philodinidae.